CUUUUUUUGUAUUUUACCUCAGUAUUUCAUCUGUUGCCCUUAAAGUCCCAUCAGUGUCCCCUAUCAGUGCCAGUCAGUGCCGCCUAUCAGUGCCAGUCAGUGCCGCCUAUCAGUGCUAUAUAUCAGUGCCAUAUAUCAGUGUCAUGUAUCAGUGCUGCCUUUCAGUGCCCAUCAGUGAUGCCUGUCGAUGCCCAUCAGUGCCACCUAUCAGUGCCUCCUCAUCAGUGCCCAUCAGUGCCACCUAUCAGUGUCCAUCAGUGCAGCCUAUCAGUGCCCAUCACUGCAGCCUCAUUAGCGCACAUCGUUGAAGGAGAAAAAUCACUAAUUUACAAAAAUUGUAUA
Molecule: messenger RNA, 342 nt
Organism: Staurois parvus
Lineage: Eukaryota; Metazoa; Chordata; Amphibia; Anura; Ranidae
Source: the annotation of a GenBank genome assembly